AUAGAUGCCCUGGAGAAAGAGUUUGAAAGGACUCAUUACCCAGAUGUAUUUGCUAGAGAGAGACUGGCUGCAAAGAUUGAUCUUCCAGAGGCCAGAAUUCAGGUAUGGUUCUCCAAUCGGAGAGCUAAGUGGAGAAGAGAGGAAAAGCUGAGAAACCAGAGGAGAUCAGGGGGCACCAGUUCCUGUUCUCAGACACAUACACCCCUGAGCACGUCCUUUACCUCCCCUGUAUAUCACUCCCAUCACAGCAACAGCUCCGGCUCAAUGCACAGUCGGAGUGAUUCGUCUCUCUCAGGCUAUAGCUCUCUGUCUGUCUUCUCCAGUAUGCAGGUAAAUCAUGAUGACCUUUCCUUGCUGUAUACCAUAUUAUCUUGAUAGGCAAGAUGUCUGACCAAAUGGACAUGUAAUUCUACAUCAGUACUGAAUAAUGUACCCAGUAAUUUUAGCUUUGACUGAUAAUACUGACACCUAGUGGCGCGCAAAAGCAAAAGUUUGAUGUUGCAAAUGCCUACCAACAUUCUUCAAAAUAACU
Messenger RNA from Sinocyclocheilus grahami, 532 nucleotides. RefSeq names its product paired box protein Pax-6-like. Lineage: Eukaryota; Metazoa; Chordata; Actinopteri; Cypriniformes; Cyprinidae. Gene Ontology annotation, biological process: regulation of transcription by RNA polymerase II. The transcript has 4 exons. The record is from RefSeq and is a predicted model, not a curated record. Gene Ontology annotation, molecular function: DNA-binding transcription factor activity, RNA polymerase II-specific; RNA polymerase II transcription regulatory region sequence-specific DNA binding. The annotation marks the transcript as partial.